Messenger RNA from Meloidogyne enterolobii, 435 nucleotides. The record is from the annotation of a GenBank genome assembly. NCBI's taxonomy places the organism in Eukaryota, Metazoa, Nematoda, Chromadorea, Rhabditida, Meloidogynidae.
AUGCAAACAACAGCUAAACAUAGACGAGUUAACUCAAGAAUUAAUAUGGGUAAAUGUUCUCCAAUAUUUGGAAAAGUGACUGUUCUCGUGAUUGUUGUCGAGAGUUCUUACAAGACUCACUAUGCAGUUGCUCAGCGCUCACUAGAAUGCUAUUUGCGAGCCACUAAUUAUACGUUUAAACUUGUUGAUUUAGAUCAUGAUGAACGAACAAAUAAGUAUUGCAAACAUGAUCAGCUUUUCUUUAAAAAACAUUGUGCUGUAGCUGUGUAUUUAGCUGAUUCUGAUUGGACGUUAGUAUUGGAUGCAGAUGCUGGUGUUGUUAACCCAAACCAUUGUAUUGAGGAAUGGAUUGAUGAUAGAGUUGAUUUGAUUUUUUAUGAACGAUUUUUUAACUGGGAAGUUGCUUCUGGGAAUUAUUUGGUAGAUAUUAGUUAA